Messenger RNA from Acinonyx jubatus (cheetah), 2738 nucleotides. Its product is annotated as collagen alpha-2(I) chain-like. Bases 758 to 1957 code for a protein of 399 amino acids. NCBI's taxonomy places the organism in Eukaryota, Metazoa, Chordata, Mammalia, Carnivora, Felidae. The record is from RefSeq and is a predicted model, not a curated record. The transcript is spliced from 2 exons.
ACACGCAAUUAGAGCAAACGUUCUGAAAUAAAGGCAUUCUGUGAUCUAGGUGCUAAGAGUUCCAGCAACAGGAUGGCACACUGCAAUCGUGCAACUUCUCUACCAUUCCACAUACUCUGAAACUUCAGAUACCAUGCCAAGAAGAGAACAGGAGGAGAAAGGCAAAGGCCGGUUGCCACAGCACUCACGGAAACGAUGGUUUCUCAAGGAGAUGGUUCUGAGACGCGACUCAAUUUUCAGAAGGGAAGCGUCUUACUGCCUAUCUUGCACAGUCUAUUUAAAAGUCGUAUGCACCUCAAAAUAAACAAAAGCCGCAGCUACUGGAGUUGUAAGAUCCGGCAGGCAUUUGUUCCUCCUCCCUUCCUAAAGUACAUCAAGGAAACGUUCUCUCUUUAAGCCUACAUGUAUAUUAAGCAACUAGAAAAACAAGCCCACGUCUGUCUCUCUCACACCCACUACCCCCCACCUUACUACAGCAGCAACCCCGAGAAACACUAACAAAGACAGCGGAGUAAAUGAACAGUUGUUCAACAGCGAACUCACAAAUACACAUGCAGUGAGGCAAUCGAAUCCGGUAAAGGGAAAGGAAUGAGACGACACUUGGGAGACGCACGGGGUGUAGGCGGAAGAGGGGGGAAAAAAAAAAUUACGCGCCGCCGCCAAGCCUUUGAAUAAAUUAGAGGGAAUUUCGGUGCGAACUUUCCUUGACCUCGACCCCCAAGAGGCUCGUCGGGGCUGAGAAACGAGCCCGUCCGGGAUGCGGAGGGGAGCAGGGCACCGGGUGUCCUCCUCGCGCCAGACCCGCUCCGCGAGGCGCCGCCCGCGUAGAAGGCAGCGCCUGCGGCUGCCCAACUCCCGCAAGGGUCGCUCGGGCCGGCGCGGGACACAAUGGGCCCGCGGGCCGCGCGGACGGGCCUCGGCCCGGCUGCGGAAAGGGAAAGAGAAACGGGGAGCGGGCGGAGGGAGAGGGUGGAAUGGGAGGUCCCGCCGCGGCCGGGGGCGAGGCUCGGGGCCGAGGAGCGCGGCUUCCCCACCGCAGACCCAACAAAGACGCGAGGAGAACCCCGGCCGAGCCCUGCCUGCCUGGCCGCCUGGGCGCCAGGACAGGAGGAGGUGGCAGGUUCGCUCCUCGGAACGGCCGGGAGGCGCCAUCAUGGGGAAGGGGGGGGUCCCCGGUCCGCCCCACGCGGGAAAGAGCCCCCUCCCAGCCGCGGCCCGCGUCACCGGCCCCGCACGACCGCGGCAGCCCGGCGGGCCCGCGCCCGCCCCACAAGAGGCGGCGGCGGCGCUGGAAAGCCCAGGGAGCCGAAGGAGGGCGGGGACGCGGCAAAGGAGAAAGUUGGGCUCAGGUCUGUUUCGUUUUACCGGGUUGGCGGCGCGCCCGUCCGCGCGGGCGCACGAGUGGCCGGGCGAGCGGGGUCCCGCGGCCCCGGUCCGGCCGGCGGGGCGCUGCCCUCGCAGGGUCCCUCCCCGCGCCUCGGCCCGGGCUGAGCCGCUCGGCCUCUCCUUCCUCCUCCCGCCCGCCCGCUCGCUCCCGGAGCCUGGAUUGAUCUGGUCGCGCUGGCGUCAGGGAGUCGGAGCCGCCCAGCCUCCACUCCUCGGCUGCCAAUACCCGGCGCACUCGCCCGCCCGCCCGCACGCUCGCUCGCCUGCUCACACGCGCACCCGCGCGCCGCCGCCGCCGCCGCGCGACCAGGGAUCCUCUCCAAAUUCCCCGCCGGUUAGCGCGAGCGCGGGGCCAGCCACCUCCCCCCGCCUCCGACCCCACGCCCCAUUUAUUCCGAGGAGAAAAAACAACUUUCCUCCUCCUGCUUCCUUUAGUCCGGGUGGAGCGGACUUGGUGCAUUAUCCUCAAAUGAAGUUUGGUGUUCAGCAUUUAUUUCCUGAAAUGUUCAUCACCCGUCCACCGCGCCCUCCGAACGAAAAUUGCCACAACAGAUGGUAUUUCUGCUGGUGAUGGAGAAGGAGAGGGUGAAUGCACUGAUGUGCUCCGAAUGGCUCUGCCUGGCUUGUGAGAGCCGAUAGGUAAAUUUUCAAGAUUUUUACAAUUUGGUUGUUAAACACCUUGGUAGCCUGAAAUUGGUCACAGUGGGAGUCUUUACACCACAAAAAUUGGCAAACACCACAAAUUAAGGCCCUUUAAAAAAAAAAAAAAAAAAGAGCCAGUUGUCAAACAUUUACCAGCAUACCACUGAAUAUUGGAUAGGUGACUAGGAGUUCCAGGAAGUUUUUUAUUUUGCCUUAUUAUAUUUGUCACUUAUUUCCAACUAGAACGGUUGAGACCCAUGAACACUUAGGCAGGCAAUCUUUUGAAGAUCUUGGUAUAUUAAUACUCCCCUUCUCUUUAUUCCAUAAAAAUGUUAGGCAUAUGCAUUUAUAUUGUGUUUUGAUAUUUCCUCAGAGAAUGUACAUGUUGUUCUUUGGUAGUAAGUGAGGCAUGUCAUGAAAAUCUUAUAAAUGUCUAUUCAGGAACUUAAUGAGCUUUGUGUAAAAAAUCAUCUGUUCUAGUAAGAAGUGCAGAAAUACGUGUAGAAAUAGCCUCUGUGUUUGUAGUUGAGGCAAUUGUUAAAUCAGGUCAUGCCUAAGACAGAGCAGCUUUUCCAAACUAAGGUAUAUGACCUUACUGAGGCACAAAUAAUCCUUUAAAAUAAUUUCUUCUUCCAAACUUUCUUCCUGGGAAAAGAGGAAAGUGGGAACAUUUUCUCCAGAUGGUUAUGAGAAAGAAUCCAUAGUUUUUC